AUGAACUCUGAAGUUGAAAUUUUUUAUUCAACUUUCGAAAAAAUUAGUUCCUCAUCAGAAAGGGCAACAAUAUUGAAAUUCGGGUCAUGUACUUGCAUGAUGAAAUAUACUAAUAUCAUUAAAAACAAUUAUGAUUUCCCUAUUAUAGAGAAUGAUAACACCCCUCUUCAUGGAUAUCGCUGUGUAAUAUUGGACAAUAAUCCAGAAUUAGAAGGGCCGCGAGGAUAUCUAAUUUCAGGUGCAAGGAUUAUUACUUUUGUGGAAUCGUAUAUUGCAAAUAAUGGAGAUCAUUUGCAAGCCGAAUUGAAAAUGGGCUCAGAAAACAGUUUCUCAAGAACUAAUGCAAACCUGAAACGCGACGAUUGCGAUGGCUUUGCAUCAACAAUUUUGAGGAUGAACGAAAGAAUCUGUCAACCUUCUUUUGAAAACGAGCAAGAGCAUUUCCUUGCAAAAUUAGUUGUUGUUAAUAUUGUAUCUAUUUCUCAUAAAAAAUGA
Molecule: messenger RNA, 495 nt
Organism: Trichomonas vaginalis G3
Lineage: Eukaryota; Parabasalia; Trichomonadida; Trichomonadidae
Exons: 1
Coding region: 1-495 (164 amino acids)
Source: RefSeq, a predicted model, not a curated record